Molecule: messenger RNA, 7491 nt
Organism: Salmo salar (Atlantic salmon)
Lineage: Eukaryota; Metazoa; Chordata; Actinopteri; Salmoniformes; Salmonidae
Product: polycomb protein suz12-A
Cellular component (GO): ESC/E(Z) complex; RSC-type complex; nucleus
Molecular function (GO): chromatin DNA binding
Source: RefSeq, a predicted model, not a curated record
GGUUGCUCUCAAGUCACCAUUUGAAUUGUUGAGUUCAGGGAGUUUAUCCAUGAUAUGUGGGAGAAAAAAAACGGUCAAUUUUACUGUUCCGUAGAAGCUCUCAGGAAAAUUGUAGUAAAUGGUUAAUUUGCGUAGAGUUUUGUAGCUUUACCAAACCGACAUAGCAUUCUUUAAUGGCAUCUUUCCAGCUCACCUUAUUUGUUGUGAAAUAUACAGCGAGCUAACAAGCUAGCUCAGGGUUAGCAUAACUAGCUAACUGAUGUUCAGUAGGAAACAUAGCUACACUGACAUAGCUAGGUGAAAGUGCCGGGUGCUUGCUAACUUCUCUAAUUUCGUGCGUCCUUGAGAUUUAAUCGAAAUUGUUUCUCUGACGAACUGUUUUCUAGCCAACAAACAAUGCAUUUCUACAACAAGUCUAAUGUUUAUUCCAUGAAAUUGACAAGAAGAUAGCUAGCUAACUUCGCUGGCUAACACCGCCUGGCUAGUUUCAGCUUGCUCGUUUUUGGUAACGUUACUCUUUGUUUUGACAAAGGACCUGAUCUUUUUUUCUUCCAUAUUUGGAAUAUACCUGGGACAUUUUUGUAUUUCCUGGGCCAUGUCUCCCCAGAAGCACGGUUCUUCUGACGGCGGCAACAACGUAUCUAGUCCGGUUGUGGGAUACGUUGGUACCGGUGGCGGCAGAGCGAACGGCCGUGUCUACCACCACCAAACAACUGCAGUUGUGGUGCCCGCAGCCAAGAAGCCGAAAAUGGAACUGGUUCAAGCCGAUCAUGAGUUGUUCUUGCAGGCAUUUGAAAAACCGACCCAGAUCUACAGGUUUCUCAGAACAAGGAACUUGAUAGCGCCUAUAUUUCUGCACAGAACUCUCACUUACAUGUCCCACAGAAACUCCAGAACGAACGCCAAACGGAAGUCCUCCAGGGUGGAUCACCUGCUGUACAGAGUGGAGAAGAAGAGGGCUGAGCAGAAGGCACACAGCCUGGCUUCACACCUACAACUCACCUUCACUGGGUUCUUUCAUAAAGUCGAGAAGUCAUCAGUAGACUCAGAGAAUGAGCAGAACUCUGUUUCUCUAGAGGUGCUGCUGGUUAAAGUCUGUCAUAAGAAGAGGAAGGAUGUGAGCUGUCCAGUGAAGCAGGUUCCUACAGGGAAGAAGCAGGUGCCUCUGAACCCAGACAGCAGCACUUCCAGCAGUCAGAACAAGCCAGGCUCCUGUCCUUCUCUGGUGGUGUCCAGUAGUGAGUUUGAUGCCAGCAACGGCCACACGGUCAAGUCCUACUCCCUGUUGUUCAGAGUGUCUGGACCAGGCAGGACGCAGCACAACGGACUGGUCAAUGGACAGACCAAUGAGAAAAUAGAGGAUGUGUGUAACAGGAAGAAGAGAAGCUCCACCGUCAGACAAGAAGAAGUGGGAGAAACAACGUUCGUAGCUCAGAUGACUGUGUUUGAUAAGAACAGGCGUCUGCAGUUGUUAGAUGGAGAGUAUGAGGUGUCUAUGCAGCAGAUGGUGGACUGUCCUGUCAACAAGAAGAGAGCCACCUGGGAAACGAACCUGGAUGGAAAGCUCCUCCCUCCGUUUGAGACGUUCUCCAAGGGUCCUACUCUCCAGUUCACGCUGCGUUGGACAGGCGAGCCCAGUGAUAGGUCGACGGCCCCUGUGGCCAAACCCCUCGCCACGCGGAACGCUGACGCUAGCAGCCUGACCUCCGACCCUAGGCCCUGCUCCCUCAGACCCACUCAGACCGUAGCUGUGAAAGACUCCUUCAGCAGUACAGAAUUUCAGAUGAGACGAGAACACACACUUCAGGAACCAAGUGACAAUCUACGCAUAUUCUACCAGUUCCUGUAUAACCACAACACACAGCAGCAGACCGAGGCUAGAGAUGACCUCCACUGUCCCUGGUGCACUCUGAACUGUAGGAGACUCUACAGUCUCCUCAAACACCUCAAACUGGCCCACAGCAGAUUCAUCUUCAACUACGUGCCCCACCCUAAAGGAGCGAGGAUAGACGUGUCUAUUAAUGAGCGUUACGACGGGGCGUAUGCUGGGAAUCCUCAGGAUAUUCACAGUCAGCCCGGCUUCGCCUUCAGCAGGAACGGACCCGUCAAGAGAUCCCCUGUCACACACAUCCUCGUCUGCAGACCUAAGCGUGUUCUCCCCCCCAGUCUGUGUGAGUUCCUGGAGGCUGAUGGAGAAGGAGGAGAGGGAGACCAGCAGAGAAUCAUCCCUGGUCACAACCGCCUCUACUUCCGCUCAGACAGCUGUACCCCCAAAACACCCCAGGAGGUAGAUCACGACAGUGAGGAUGAGACGGACCCCUUCUGGCUCCGAGAGAGGACCAUCAUGCAAAUCCAGGAGUUUACAGACGUGAACGAUGGAGAGAAGGAGGUGAUGAAGCUAUGGAACCUCCACGUUAUGAAGUAUGGCUACAUAGCAGAUAACCAGAUGAACGGAGCCUGUCUGGCAUUUGUGGAAGGUUGCGGUGCGUACAUUGCCAGGAAGAACCUCUGUAGGAACUUCCUGUUACACCUGGUCAGCAUGCAUGACUUUAAACUGGUUACCACGACAACCAUCAACCAGGCCAUGACACGCCUCCGACACAUCCAGCAGACCCAGCGGCAGGAAGGAGGAGAGGGGGAUGGAGGAGAGGAGUCUCAGUCUGAGCUGCAACCCGACUAUGCCACAUGUAAUGACGACCACACGGAUGGUAAGAGUAACCAUGGUAAUGGCCACACGAAUGGAAACGGCAUCGGCGAUGGUGAUGAAGCUGGUAGUGCUGUUGCUGUGGAAACAUCCAGGCCGAGCAAGAGGCAUAAGUUCUGAGUUGCCCUCCGGCCCUCUCCUGGAGGAGUGAUAAGUAUCUAAAAUGAUGCGCGGUGAGUGGAGGGUGAAAGAGGGUGUGGUGAUUGGAGGGAAUAAGAGAGACUCAUGAUGACAUCAUUCCAAACAAGCACUGGGUGUUGGGUUUACCGUAUAGAGGUGGUGGGCUAGAAUCAUUUAAGAUCAUUUGGACACACACACACACACACACACACACACACACACACACACACACACACACACACACACACACUCAUUGUCCCACUGGUUAUAGCAGGGAAACCUUCAUCUAGUGUUUUCCCAUGUCUGGUUCUUCAGUCUAACUUGAUGUCAUUAGACUAACGUUACAGUGACCAUGAGUUCUGUAAACACAUCACUUCAGCAAUAACUUAUUCUGAGUCCCAACUGGCACCAUAUUCCUUUAUACUAGUGUGCACUACUUUUCACCAGGCCCUGCUGUAGGCUAGCAUUCUGUCCAGGGGGUGUACUUGUACAUCAAACUGUCUGCUAUAGACUAGCAUUCUGUCCAGGGGGUGUACUAGUUCAUCAAGCUGUCUGCUAUAGACUAGCAUUCUGUCCAGGGGGUGUACUAGUACAUCAAGCUGUCUGCUAUAGACUAGCAUUCUGUCCAGGGGGUGUACUUGUACAUCAAACUGUCUGCUAUAGACUAGCAUUCUGUCCAGGGGGUGUACUAGUUCAUCAAGCUGUCAGCGAUAGACUAGCAUUCUGUCCAGGGGGUGUACUAGUUCAUCAAGCUGUCAGCGAUAGACUAGCAUUCUGUCCAGGGGGUGUACUUGUACAUCAAGCUGUCUGCUAUAGACUAGCAUUCUGUCCAGGGGGUGUACUAGUUCAUCAAGCUGUCAGCGAUAGACUAGCAUUCUGUCCAGGGGGUGUACUAGUUCAUCAAGCUGUCUGCUAUAGACUAGCAUUCUGUCCAGGGGGUGUACUAGUUCAUCAAGCUGUCUGCUAUAGACUAGCAUUCUGUCCAGGGGGUGUACUAGUUCAUCAAGCUGUCUGCUAUAGACUAGCAUUCUGUCCAGGGGGUGUACUAGUUCAUCAAGCUGUCUGCUAUAGACUAGCAUUCUGUCCAGGGGGUGUACUAGUUCAUCAAGCUGUCUGCUAUAGACUAGCAUUCUGUCCAGGGGGUGUACUAGUUCAUCAAGCUGUCUGCUAUAGACUAGCAUUCUGUCCAGGGGGUGUACUAGUUCAUCAAGCUGUCUGCUAUAGACUAGCAUUCUGUCCAGGGGGUGUACUUGUACAUCAAGCUGUCUGCUAUAGACUAGCAUUCUGUCCAGGGGGUGUACUAGUUCAUCAAGCUGUCUGCUAUAGACUAGCAUUCUGUCCAGGGGGUGUACUAGUUCAUCAAGCUGUCUGCUAUAGACUAGCAUUCUGUCCAGGGGGUGUACUAGUUCAUCAAGCUGUCUGCUAUAGACUAGCAUUCUGUCCAGGGGGUGUACUUGUACAUCAAGCUGUCUGCUAUAGACUAGCAUUCUGUCCAGGGGGUGUACUAGUACAUCAAGCUGUCUGCUAUAGACUAGCAUUCUGUCCAGGGGGGUGUACUUGUACAUCAAGCUGUCUGCUAUAGACUAGCAUUCUGUCCAGGGGGUGUACUUGUACAUCAAGCUGUCUGCUAUAGACUAGCAUUCUGUCCAGGGGGUGUACUUGUACAUCAAGCUGUCUGCUAUAGACUAGCAUUCUGUCCAGGGGGUGUACUUGUACAUCAAGCUGUCUGCUAUAGACUAGCAUUCUGUCCAGGGGGUGUACUUGUACAUCAAGCUGUCUGCUAUAGACUAGCAUUCUGUCCAGGGGGUGUACUAGUACAUCAAGCUGUCUGCUAUAGACUAGCAUUCUGUCCAGGGGGUGUACUAGUUCAUCAAGCUGCCUCACUACAGAAGCAGGAGGUGGGCUCCUGCCCUCUGGGCCGUUCUGGCUGAUACAAGGCUUACUUAGUACUUUUGGCCGAGGCCCAUAGGGCCCUAUAUAGAUCAGUGGUUCCCAAACUGUUUCACUCAGGCCCCUCUUCCAGCAUUGGGGAACAUCCAUUUCUAUGGGCACAAGCACUGUUCAUGAUACAGACUGUUCACACCCCUAAAAUGUUGCAGAUUUAAAGCUUAUUUCCUUACAAUUCUAUACAUUUUGCCAUGUCUGUAUAUUCAUGUGAUAUUUGAGUGACAAAAAAAAUGAAUGUCUAUGGGCUAAAAAAAGCGUUACCUGACAUGGGCUAGUUGAUGUGGACAUUUCUGACAGGUUCUAAAUAUCUCUCUAAGAAAUGCAAUGACUGACAUGACGAGGAACUGAUGAUGCAAUAACCCGUUUCUACACCUCACCUUGUGCAUUCUACCAUUACAACUUUCAGGAGGAAGUUGAAAGCUGGACUGAGCUCCUCCUAGGGGGGCGCGCCCCACAGUUUGGGAACCACUGAUAUAUGGAAUAGGAUACCAUCAGUACUGUGUCCAUCCUCACUGGUCCAACCUACUUUAGCACCUGUCUUGUCUCCGGUGCCUGUUUGAGACAGACUUGGGUGUCUGUGCACUAGAUAGGAAAUAGGGUGCCAUUUGGGAUAUUUGCUUUGGGACAAACUCGUUAAAAAAAAUAUAUAGUUCAGUAUAGAGACGAACUGAAAAGACUUGGGUCAUCUUCACUUGGGAUGGACUACCUGAACAAUAUAAACGCUUGUUUUCGUUUUCUUUUGCUAAACGUUUUGCUACAGUGUGCACUAAUGAAUACCACCCUGAUGACGGACAGACUGCUGAAAUGUAUUGUUAUUUUUUUAUAAGGGGAAUGGUUGGUUGUAUGAUGAUGCAUUCUGAAUUUGAACAUUUGAUUGUUGUAUGUUUAUUACUAUGGUGGUCAUUUUGAGGCUAAACUUGAGGACGGUAUGCUGGUCUGAAGUCCAGCUCUUGGAAACAGUGUUGUUGGACUGGAAGGUGUCUGGCUCAGGGUAGAAAGAUCACUUUACCCACAAUCCUAAACUAAAUGUGUAUUGCUAUCAGACUUAUGUUUAAAUACUAUUUGGAGUCUUUAAUGUUUGCUCUAGCCUGCCUGGAGUGCUAGAUGGGAGGGGAGUUGCAGUUUUGGGACUAUUCUAUUGGUCCAUUUAAGCCAGGCAAGCUCAAUCAAGCACAGAUAAAGUAUUUGAACCCAGGUCUGGUUCCACUCAGUCAGUCAGGAUCCAAUGGUGCUACUAGACAGAUGAUUCAGGCCCUCAGCGAGCACUGAUCACAGUCAUCUGUAACCUUUUGAGGUCUUUAGGUCAAGGUUCAGUUACACUGUAUGACCACAUUCAUCAUCAAGCUGAAACCGUGCAGCACCCGCAUCCACUCACUGCUUUGGGGAGUGUCCCGAAUGGCUCCCUAUAUAGUACACUACUUUAGACCAGGUACCACAGGGUAGUGCACUACUUAGGGAAUAGGGUGCCAUUUGGGACAUACUCUUACUAUGUUGGACUAAUUUGUCACGGUCAGUGUUGACGUCUUCAGAAAGGUGACCUGCUAGACAUAAACUAUAGUAAAUAUCAGCACUCUGACAUUAGUGGGGAGUUAAAUGUUGACUUUCCUGACCAAAGGGAGUUGGACCUGCUGCAGAUUUUCUACUAUUUUCCUCACCUGUGAAACUGUCCCAAAUAGCAUCUUAUUUCCUAUAUAUAUAGUGUACCAUAAGGCCCUGGUCAAAAGUAGUAUGGACCACAGGAGGUUGAUGGCACCUUUAAUUGGGGAGGAUGGGCUCGUGGUAAUGGCUGGAGAGGAAUGGUAUCAAACACGUGGUUUCCAUGUGUUCCAUGUUUGAUGCCAUUCUAUUGGCACCGUUCCAGCCAUUAUGAGCCGUCCUCCCCUCAGCAGCCUCCACUGGUAUGGGGCCCUGGUCAACAGGAGUAUGGGGCCCCUGGUCAACAGGAGUAUGGGGCCCCUGGUCAACAGGAGUAUGAGGCCCCUGGUCAACAGGAGUAUGGGGCCCCUGGUCAACAGGAGUAUGGGGCCCCUGGUCAACAGGAGUAUGGGGCCCCUGGUCAACAGGAGUAUGGGGCCCAGGUCAACAGGAGUAUGGGGCCCAGGUCAACAGGAGUAUGGGGCCCCAGGUCAACAGGAGUAUGGGGCCCCAGGUCAACAGGAGUAUGGGGCCCCUGGUCAACAGGAGUAUGGGGCCCCUGGUCAACAGGAGUAUGGGGCCCCUGGUCAACAGGAGUAUGGGCCCCUGGUCAACAGGAGUGCACUAUAUAGGAAAUAGGGUGGAUCUUUUCAGGUGUGAACUUGAAUUGCAAACAAUUAGGACCCAAACAAAGGAAGCUGUUCCUACGUUCUGUAGCUGUGUGCAGUAUGUUGACGAGGGUCAUGCUCAUUUGGCACAAAACGUUAGAAAGCACUCAAACGAGGGAGUUGGAGGUACUAUCUGUACUAAUCCAAUAAAACAUAUCUUCUGUUGCAAAAUGUUUUGCUACAAUGCGCCUCAAUGAACAUGACCCAGGUUUGUGUAUACGUCACUUCAGGGAAAAAAAGAGUACCAUUUUGCUCUAGCGAACCCAGAUAAGAAAAUGUGAUAAAAAAAUGCAAAAGCAAAACAGGACUUUGUACACCAACAUCCUAAAACCAGCUGGACGUUGGAAAUGUAGUAAUAAAGGAGUCAUAGAAAAUGUUUUCUAUUUAAAAGAAUAAAUAUGUUUUGUACUAUUACCA